Porites lobata is the source of this 2134-nucleotide messenger RNA. The record is from the annotation of a GenBank genome assembly. Lineage: Eukaryota; Metazoa; Cnidaria; Anthozoa; Scleractinia; Poritidae.
AUGAAAAUUCGAAGUCUACUGAUACUCCAGGCUCUCAAAGCUUUCGUAACUUUAUCUUGUACUUGUGAAGUUUCAGAUCACUCUCGGAUUUCAUAUCGUUCUCAAGAUGACAAGGACAUAGCAUUUGGCGCUCUUUUACCUCUUCGGUCCAAAGAUAAACAGGGAAGAUGCGAAACUCCUGCAUACACAGAAGGUAUUCUUUGGCUGAGAGCUUUGAAUUAUGCAGUUAAGGAAGUAAAUAGAAGAUGGACGAAAGAGUUUAAUGCGUCUUUUCGUUUAACAAUCCGUGAUACAUGCAACGAUGAACAAAUAGCACUGGAAAAAGCUCUCGAGUUUGCGAAAGGCUACAGAAAUAGAGACUUGGGUGAAGCUCUAGUUAGAGAAGAAAAUACCACUGAAGAUCUAAUAAAGCCUGUAUUGGGUGUAAUAUCAGCUUCUCGAAAUCAAGAUGCUUCAGUCCUUCUAAGUCUCUUCAAGGUCCCACAAGUAAUUUUUGGCAGGGGUAAAACAGCGGUUGAGAAUUCUAAAGAUAUCUUGCGUUCUAUUUCAGUCGGUUUUUACAGAGCUCGUGCGCUCACAGAUCUUGUGAAAUAUUUUUCCUGGGAAGCUGUAUCGGUAGUUUAUUCGCCCACGCAUCAAGAUGAUUUUGAAACCUUUCUGCGCAUUUCGAGGAUAGAAAACCUCUGUGUUGCACUUACAGUAAAGCUUAGCGAUGACUAUGAGCAUGUUGUAGACAAACUGUUGUCGGAACCUCAAUCUACAGUGGUUUUUCUUUUUACCACGGAGGAGGAAACGAGUGCUUUGCAACAGAGUAAGUGUAUCUGAUUCUUCGUUUUGCCCAAAGAGUCAAAAGCCGUUUUGUAAAACCACCGCGAUGAUCUCGUAAGUUUCUAAUUUGCACUGAGCUAAAAAAGUCGUUUUGAACAAAAAGUUGUUGGCUCCUGGUUUUAUGGAACUACAGACGUUUGAUGGACGUCAUCCGGUUUGCCCGAGCAUUUAAGUGAAAAGUGGCAAAUGGUAGUAUCUCGAGACAAUGAAAAUUUAAACAAAUAUAAAUUUGAAAUAAUAAUGAUAAAAAAAUGAUCAUGGCUGAAAAGGCAAGUGCAACCGCCAUUGGCUAUUUGAAACUGGUUCUUGGCAAAUGUUCAAAUAUUAGAAGUGCAUUGUAUAAUUAACACAAGCAAUUUUAAUAAUAGCCCUCAAUUUUCCUGAGGAUUAUUUAACUUUAUCCGGUAAAUUUUGUGAUGAACCCUUUAACCUUUUUAAAAUAAAUUAUAACUUUGAACAUGUAAUAUUUACUUAUUUCUCUUUUACAGCCGUAAAGGCAAAGGCACAUCAAAGGAAUCAUUUUACGUGGAUCUUAUCCAGCCAACAAAAUAUUAACUGUUUUAGUGAAAAUUCUGAAAGCGACGAACUAUUUCUUCAACCUCAAUUUCCUUUUAUUGAAGGAUUCAGGGACUAUUUGGAAAACAAAGAUAGUCUUGUUAAGUUCAAAGAGGUUCUUGAGUCACCGAUAGCUUCAAGCAGCUGUUUAAACUCUGCAAAGUUUGAAUCGACGGACAAACAUACAAAGGAAGAAAUCCAGUCGUCUAUGAACAGUGUUUAUCUCCUUGCGCACGCAUACGAAACAGCCUUUCAAACGCAUCGAGAGCAUUUUGACAGUGUCUUUUUCUCUAGAAGUCUGGGUUAUGUACACGGCACGUUAUACAGUCAAAACUGGAAGCUGUUUUCUGGUCAGCGGAGUAUGAAAGAGAACAUGUUUUCUUUGAUCCAAAUACGACACAGUAGUUCUUCAAAGCGGGUUAUUAAUAUUGGUACUUGGGAUAGCUCUUGGUAUAUUAACAAGCUUGGAAUUAACUGGAGUAGCCAUUCAACACCAAGGUCCUCGUGUGGCGUCCAGUGCUCCCCUGGCUUCAUCCGGGUUCUAAAGAAUGGUAGUAAAUGUUGCUGGUCGUGUCUACGUUGCCAUUACAAUCAAAUUGUAACAGACGAAUACACAUGCGCAGACUGUUUGCGUGGGUACUGGCCCAAUGAAGAUUUUACCAAGUGCAAAUUUCAGUGGAAAAGAACUUUUUUUGGCUGUACGCUGGCAGUCGCUGCUGUGGUGUUGGUCUUUUCAUUUAUGGUUCUUUGA